GGGAUUUCUAUUUUCGUGCCCCUGGUUCGUUAGUUGUACUCAGUUUUCCCCAGCCGCUUAACUUUUCCUCAGUUUUCCCCUCCCUCUAGUUUGAAACCCGUCGCAGACGCUCAGACGGGAGGGUUGCCGUUUGGUCAGAGGCCUUGACCGUUACCGGUGACGGCUAGGGAGCCGCGUUGGUAUUGAAUUGACCGUUUCUUUCAAACUGUGUUGACUGUUGAGUGGAGGAGCUCACCCAAAGCUUUCCACUCCGCCCGAGACUGGAGGAGCUCACACACCGCCCCUCCGCCGCCACACCGUCCUGCCCUCCUACCUUAUGGCGUCGUCCGCCGCCGAGCCGCCCCCGCCCCCACCACCAGCCCCGGGAGGCGGAGAGGGCUCCGCCUCCACUAGAUCUAGAUCUACCCCUGUCGCGGUAGAGUUUGUACAGCCGUCUGAUGUGCCGAAUCUUCCCAUCAACCGCGGAGAAGAUUGGGAAUCGGAGGGAUCCAACGCAUGGAUUCCAUCUGGGAUUGAUCCAGCGCUGGCUUUUCGGCUGGUGGUUAGGCUGGAUUCUAGCUUUACGCGUGAUUCUAAACGCUAUAAGAAUGGGUUUUACUUCCCUGCGGUGGUUGCAACCACCAUCUUGUUGAGGGAUUUGAAAGAUAACAUCUACGCUAAGUACAGCUGGAGCUCUGGCGAUGCAGUUCAUUUCGAAUAUUUCCACAACACGGAGGGAAGAUUUGUUCCACUAAUUUCCGACGACGAUCUGGGAAUUCUUUUUUGCUUUGAAUGCUUCUUGCGGGUUCGGUAAAAUUGGUAUCCAUGUGGACAGGGGCCGGGCAUCAUCUCUCUCUGGUGCUGGGGCAUCAUCAGGUGGUCGGGCAUCAUGUCUCUCUACUGCUGCUGCCUCUGCUAAUAGUGUGCGCCGCGGCGCUCCUUGUAGGUCCACAGCAGCACCAUCUGUCCCCAGUGCUAGUGGUAGCCAGAUCGUUCGUACGGUCGAUGUGGAGGACGAUGCAGACAUUGAGGAUCAGUCUCCUCAAGAUGAUGAGGAUGAGUUGAUGUUUCCUGAAUUGGUAGAUCGAUGCAGUAAGCAGGCAAUGGAGGAUCAAUA
Messenger RNA from Lolium perenne, 1096 nucleotides. NCBI's taxonomy places the organism in Eukaryota, Viridiplantae, Streptophyta, Magnoliopsida, Poales, Poaceae. The record is from RefSeq and is a predicted model, not a curated record.